Messenger RNA from Actinia tenebrosa (Australian red waratah sea anemone), 2113 nucleotides. RefSeq names its product transmembrane protein 53. Lineage: Eukaryota; Metazoa; Cnidaria; Anthozoa; Actiniaria; Actiniidae. The record is from RefSeq and is a predicted model, not a curated record. Gene Ontology annotation, molecular function: serine hydrolase activity.
UCCAAACAAAGGGGCACGUUCGAACCUAAACUAGCUUCAAUCGCAUAUUGCGAGUGGGUCAUUUGUGGGAAAUUUGUUAUUUACUUUCCAUCCUAUCCAAGAUGUCUGUGAAACGAUUGAGUUUAAAGAUUAUCAAGCCAGGCUUUACAGCUGCAGCAUCUACCAGAGCAUUUCACAGCAGUCCAUCCAACAGAUCUUCCCUGGGCUUUCACCCUUGUCCAGCAGAACUAACAAAAGAUGACAAAGUUAAGCCUAUUGUUGUGUUAUUUGGAUGGCUGCUGGCGAAGAGCCGCCAUUUAGAAAAAUAUGGCAGUAUUUAUCACAAACAUGGAGCUGAUGUUAUGACUGUCAAACUGGAAGUGGCAGAGGUAUUGAGACCAAAGAAGGCUGAACAGACGGCAGUUGACGUUCUUGACCGACUGACCACGUCACACACCCAAAAACGUCCAUUACUAGUGCAUGGCUUUUCCGUGGGUGGAUACUUGUAUAGCCAAGUACUAAACCAAAUGGUUAACAAUAGCAAGUACUCCCCUGUGAUAGAGAGGAUUCGCRGCCAGGUUUUUGAUAGUCCUGUUGAUUUCCAAGGGAUUCCUCAUGGGGUUUCAAAUGCUGCACUUAAAAACCCAGUUCUGCGCUCACUUAUGAAGAAUACCAUUAAAGGGUACCUCAAAGCAACAGAAAAAUACACAUCCAAGGUUUAUAUGGAGCGAUCAGAACUGUUCCACAACAAUCCUGUGCAGUCUCCCUCAUUGUUUUUGUUCUCAAAGAGUGACGAAGUUAGUGAUUCUGUAAGGUGCCAAGCUGUUGCUGACCACUGGAAAAACAGCCUUGGUAUAGAUGUGCAGUCAAAGUGCUGGGACAAAUCUCCCCAUGUCUCACAUUUCUAUGUCCACACAAAUGACUACAUUGAUACAGUGAACAGUUUUGUUGAUCAAGUCAUGAAACCUCACAAUCCACCAUCUGUACAAAAUCAAUCUCAGUAAUUAAUGAAAAAAUGACAAUCUUGCGACUGGCCCUACCUUUCCCUCCAGACUCAGUAAAGGUGAGUGUUUUGGGAUUCCUUUGGACGUGUGUAGAUUGUAGCUGGAACCGAGUAUGCAGGAAUAAGGGAGAGGAAUAGGAAUCCCAAAUCAUUUGCCUUACUGUUGUUCUUUUCUAACAAUAAACACUCAAGUUUGUCAACCAAUCAGAUUACAAAUUGAAUUCGAAAACAAUAAAAUUUGAGUUACAUGUAUUGAAAGUCUGUAAAAGCUAUUUGAGGAGAUGAAAUAAUAUAAGAGAAAGAAAAAAUAAAAUUACAUUAAUUUUACACAAAUAAAAAAUGAAAUAAAAUAAACUAGUUGAGUGUUGACGGUUAGUAGAACGACUCACAGUACUUUAGAAAUCAAGGGUGAUGGUAGAACACUUGCCUCUCGCCUUCGAGUCUUGGAUUCUAUUCUUGGACUCGGCGUCAUUUCAGUAGAGUUUGUUGCGACUCUUUCUUAAUUCGAGAGUAUUUUGUCUAGGUUCACUGUCGUUCCUACCUCUGCAAAUUCCAUUUCAAUUUGUGAGUAAACUACAGUAUGUCCCAUCUUAGACCUAUAUUAUCGAUAUAUAAUAAUAACAAUCAUAACGAGAGGUUCUCAUUUGGUGCAUUUAUACAACAUCUCAAUACGCUUUACAUUUAUGGUCAGUGGAGGACUUAACAGGCUGCAUAUUUUAAUAUAAUAUUGAUAAAAUAAAUWAAUUAAAAUUUUGAUAUUUGAAAAGGCGUUAUUAGCAGCCGUGCAGCUUAUAAUCAUGAGUGAUUUGUUAGUACAUUAGUGUUAAGUAGGCCGUGCCCUGACUUUGAUCAGCCCAGAGGUUGUUUCAGGCUUUGACAAAGUUGAAAGGUUUUUUUUAAACACUACAUUAAGAUCAAUAAGAUAGCGAAUGGUAAAGCCAUGACAUAUAUAGCACUUAAAUUAUUUUAAACUGGAUGAGUGAAGUGAAACAAUUUCAGAAAGGAAAAUUCAAACACAGAACUAAAAUGUGACAUUCAAAGUUGAAUGAGAAUUCCAGAUUGUUAUUUAUCAUGGCAUCAAGUCAUCAUCUUGUAAAAUAUAAGCAGAACUAAAUAAAGGAUAAAAAUGAU